Molecule: messenger RNA, 759 nt
Organism: Vanessa atalanta (red admiral)
Lineage: Eukaryota; Metazoa; Arthropoda; Insecta; Lepidoptera; Nymphalidae
Product: chymotrypsin-1-like
Exons: 3
Coding region: 1-759 (252 amino acids)
Biological process (GO): proteolysis
Molecular function (GO): serine-type endopeptidase activity
Source: RefSeq, a predicted model, not a curated record
AUGUUGCUUUACUCUAUCAUAGUUAUGUUGCGAUUUUUAGUCGUCACUUCUAGUCAAAUAGAACCAAAAAUUGUAUCCGGAUAUAAAACUAAAAUAAAAAGCCAUCCGUAUUCAGCAGCUCUUAUAAUAGUACAAGAAUCAUCUGCGCAUAUGUGUGGAGCUUCGAUUGUCAACCAAAAGGUACUUCUAACGGCAGCGCACUGCUUCGACGACGCGCUAAUACAAAAAGUCAAAGGUAGCGCUCAUAUCGGUCACGCGAAUAAGCGCAAAGGACAUGUAAUAAGAAUAUCUAAUCUAAUGAUUCAUCCUAAAUACGACACAGUGGAGAUCACCUGUGAUAUUGCGCUGGCAGGACUAAAAAAGGAAAUUAAAUUUGGCAGUGCUAUUAACAGAGUAGCUUUAGCUCAGCGUCGACCGCGUGCAGGUCCAGCUUUGAUCGCUGGAUGGGGAUUGCUCGAAGAAAAUCCGCAUAGAGAUACUGACUUUUUGCAUGAAACAGGACAAAGAGUUUGGCCAAAAAGGGACUGCGUGAAACUCUUGAUUGAAAUUCCAAAUGGAACAUUUUGCGGCGGUGGUCCUGACGGCGGAUAUCCUUCUAGGGGUGAUUCUGGCAGUCCCCUCAUGGUUAAUGGAUACUUGCAAAUUGGCCUAGUCUCCUUUAAAAAAAUACACUUAUCAAGAUCCGUCAUUGUUUACACGGAUAUUGCAUACUAUUAUAAGUGGAUUACUGAGAAUGCUAGAAAUGUGUUCUGUGGAUAA